This is a messenger RNA of Clupea harengus (Atlantic herring), 1394 nucleotides long. Its product is annotated as rho-related GTP-binding protein RhoA-B. Gene Ontology annotation, biological process: small GTPase-mediated signal transduction. The record is from RefSeq and is a predicted model, not a curated record. Gene Ontology annotation, molecular function: GTPase activity; GTP binding. NCBI's taxonomy places the organism in Eukaryota, Metazoa, Chordata, Actinopteri, Clupeiformes, Clupeidae.
AUGACCCGCUGUCUCGCCCAACCCCCACACCCCUCCCUUCGGUUUUUGCCUCUUUAGCUUCCAGUCGUGAACUGCGUUUGGCCAACCCUGAUCCAGCUACUUUCUGAAUCGAAAACCCUGACCAAACUACUAACUAUUGUGUAGACAUGGCAGCAAUCCGUAAGAAGCUUGUAAUAGUUGGAGAUGGGGCAUGCGGAAAGACGUGUCUACUCAUCGUCUUCAGCAAAGACCAGUUCCCUGAAGUAUAUGUACCAACCGUCUUUGAAAACUACGUUGCUGACAUCGAAGUAGACAGUAAACAGGUAGAGCUGGCUCUGUGGGAUACAGCAGGCCAAGAGGACUAUGACAGGCUGCGACCUCUCUCCUACCCUGACACCGAUGUCAUCCUUAUGUGCUUUUCUAUUGACAGUCCUGACAGUCUGGAAAACAUCCCGGAGAAGUGGACUCCAGAAGUGAAACACUUCUGUCCCAAUGUUCCCAUAAUCCUCGUGGGCAACAAAAAGGACCUGCGGAAUGAUGAGCACACCCGUCGUGAGCUGGCAAAGAUGAAACAGGAGCCUGUGAAGCCCGAGGAAGGCCGGGACAUGGCCAACCGGAUCUGUGCUUUUGGCUACAUGGAGUGCUCUGCCAAGACCAAGGAUGGCGUGCGAGAGGUGUUUGAGAUGGCCACAAGGGCGGCACUGCAGGCUAGACGGGGCAAGAAGAGCAAUAAAUGCCUCCUGCUUUAAACACAAGCGGACUGUAUAUCCUACAGCAGAGAGGGGUGCAGGACACAAGCGUGUGUCCUCUGCUGAUCCACCUUCAUGAAAAGACUGUGCUAAACUGUUUUUUUUUUUUGUUUGUUUUUUUAAAUGAGAGAUGCAAACGCUUUUAUUUAGUCUGUCUUUUAAAAAAAACAAAAACCAGUAGGCCAACAACUAGUUAUGAAAGUUUUUUUGUCAGUAUUUAAAGGAGCUGAUGUGGAGAGAGUUUUUUUUUUUUGUACUUUACACCUGUGAGUGAGUAUGCCAUAUUUACUCCUACUAAGCCAAUAUCUGUGGGGCUGGUGAGGCACGCUGUGCCAUAAUGAAACCCGUUUGUUCAGCGGUCAAGUCCUUGCGAUUGGUCAGAAUUGUCUGGCCACACACUGUGACCCUUCCCUCAUAACCCUUCUUAUUCCUUUUGGACGACAGAAAAUAUGCAAUUUUAAAAAGCUGGAAAUGAUCAGGACCAACAUGCCUGUCACAUAGGGAACAUGUGCAUUUUCACAUAUGUACCGUACACACAAGGGCAAGACUUGAAGCUUGUUGUUUUGUUCUUUUUGUUGUUUUUCAAAAAAAAAAAAACAUUAGAAGCAAAAAAAAUUGGUAUUUUUGGUGUAUUAAAAUCUUUUUAAGAAGCUUUUGAAGUCAAAA